This is a messenger RNA of Botrytis fragariae, 282 nucleotides long. RefSeq names its product putative 4-coumarate- ligase 1 protein. Bases 1 to 282 code for a protein of 93 amino acids. The transcript is spliced from 2 exons. The record is from RefSeq and is a predicted model, not a curated record. Lineage: Eukaryota; Fungi; Ascomycota; Leotiomycetes; Helotiales; Sclerotiniaceae.
AUGACCGAACACAAAUACCAAGAUGAAGGACCGCUUGCAUAUAUCGUAGCCGCCCCUGAAUCGGCACUGUCUGCCACUGAAGUUAAUCAUCUCACGGUCGAUAAGAUUGCCCCAUAUAAGUAUCUUUCUGGAGGCAUCUCGUUCAUUCCAAUUAUCCCGCGGAAUUUUAGCGGAAAAAUCAUGCGGAAACAAUUGCGAGAACUGGCAAAGAUGGAACUCGGUUGCUCCAAAGGGCACUACCAUGGAAUACACGUAGUGACCACUGGAAUCGCCUCACUCUGA